Messenger RNA from Salvelinus namaycush (lake trout), 3140 nucleotides. Its product is annotated as protein sprouty homolog 1-like. Lineage: Eukaryota; Metazoa; Chordata; Actinopteri; Salmoniformes; Salmonidae. Gene Ontology annotation, cellular component: cytosol; membrane. The record is from RefSeq and is a predicted model, not a curated record. Gene Ontology annotation, biological process: negative regulation of Ras protein signal transduction; negative regulation of MAP kinase activity; animal organ development. Bases 1236 to 2285 code for a protein of 349 amino acids. The transcript is spliced from 2 exons.
UUGGAAAUGUCUGGUUUAUUCAUAGAUUCUUUGUUGCUAAAAUGUAGACUGGAUACAACGAACAUUUCACAAUUAAUCUUCCUCGGUUAAGUAGGCUAAUAUACGCAUAGGCUUCAGAACUCCAGCUCUGGAAACAUUGUUGCCAGUUGCAUGGACUAUGCUUGUUGUUAGUAUAUGUCGAGAUAGAUGGGCUUGGGAACACGCAUCAUCUGGUGCUUGCAUCUGUGGAGAGUUCGCUUCAUAUUGUACAUGCUUGCUUGUGUCCUCUACUCGGAAUGCCUAUUUAACACAGACCAUUCGACUCUCGAAAGGAAUCAAAACGUUCAUAGUUUGGUUCAGAGGGGAGAGCGAUCACUCCGACGCGCAAACAAACACCCCACCCCCACGGUAGCCUAGUUUUCAUUCAUAAGCGGUUUCCCCCUUGUUUUUCUAUUCAUCUCUAGAUCCGUUGAUUUGAUCCUCUGUGGUUUCUAUCACAUGGGACGUCUCUCGGUCAACUAAACCCUAGGGCAUAGACAUAUUUGAAGUAGCCUACACUAGGACUGUCGGUGUAUUUGUCCUUUUACAAUACAAUAAUUAGGCCGCCCGUCUAUCUACUGGCUAAACCUAGUUACUGUGCUCCGUGUAAGCUACUGUGGGGUUUCAUGAAGUCAAUCAAUUAUAGGGCUCUGCUUAUAAGCAAGCUGUCUUCGCGCAUAUGCCUAUCUGCAAAUUGUAUCGGUUUUUAAACUUGUUUGUAUGCUUGCGUCAUGUUGAUUAGACUGACAAAAUGUGUUUAUGCCUAUUGAGUAGGGUCCCGUUUGCGUUACAGUUACAAGAGAUACGACUGACUUUAUAGCCAGACCUACCACGGUUAAUUCCAGAAGCUGUUGAUAUUUUAAACCAGUAAUGGUAUUGGCUUUAAUUCAGUUGUCAAAUGUGCUUGAAAUUAUAUGGACAUAAAGUUGACACUAUUGUCGGGUUCUGUCGUGACCUUAGUUUUGUCACCACAUUUCCUUCUAACCGUCUAGUAAUCGUUUAGUAAUCGAAUAAUACGCGAGGCAGCUAAUUUUGUCCUAUUGGAUCGUGGCCUCGUUCCGUCGCCUUGGCACAUUUAAAUGUUAACCAGUCAUACAAAUGUAAACGAGGACGGGAAGUAGCCUAUUUGUACUGAAGUUUGGAUGUGUGCAUAUUGAGGAAGGUUUUCCGAUGCAUGCCAAGUCCAUGGUGAAUGUCGGAAGUGGUGAUCACCCCAGAUGGCGCUCCAAAGUCAACAUGGCCCUGGCGGUUCAUUAGUGGUGAUUCAGCAGCCUUCCCUGGAGGACCGGCAGAGGUCGGAUUACGAGCGGGAGCUCCAACAUGCCGCCAUCCUUUCCCUGGACCAAAUCAAGGCCAUCCGCUCCAGCAACGAGUACACAGAAGGGCCCUCGGUGGUCCGGAGGCCCCCUGCACCCCGCAUGGCGCCCAGGCCCGACAAGCAGCAGGAGAGGACUCACGAGGUGAUCCUCGUCAAUGUGAACAACAACUACGAGCACCGGCCGAUAGGGCAGGGCCACCAUGGUGGGGUAGUGGUAGUAGCCGGGGGCCAGCAGUGUAGCGCUAGGGCCCCGGGCCUUAAUCGCUCCACCAGUACAGGCAGUGCGGCUAGCUCAGGGAGCAACAGCAGUGUAUCCUCUGAGCAGGGACUCCUGGCCCGCUCGCCUCCCUCUAGGCCAGGGAUGGUGGCCCUCCACCAGCACCACCACAGAGCCGAGCGUGCUCAGCCUGUUCGGACUCAGCCCAAGGCGCUGCUAGCCUCCCAGCAGGGCUCGCACCCGCUGCCGCCACUGGAGGCACCGCUCAAGCCCUCAGGGAAAGGGGACAUGGCCUCUGGCCACCAGUUCAUCUGCGAAUGCUGCGGGAAGUGCAAGUGCGGAGACUGCACAGCUCCAAGGACCCUGCCCUCGUGCCUGGCCUGCAAUGGCCAGUGCCUGUGCUCGGCGGAGAGCGCCCUGGAGCAUGGCACGUGCAUGUGCCUGGUCAAGGGCAUCUUCUACCACUGUUCCAACGACGACGAGGGGGACUCGUGCGCCGACCACCCCUGCUCGCUGUCCCGCUCCCACUGCUGCUCACGCUUCCUCUGCAUGGGAUUACUGUCGGUACUGUUCCCCUGUUUGCUGUGCUACCCGCCCGUCAAGGGGUGCCUAAAGGCGUGCCAGGGCUGCUACGACCAAGUCAACAGGCCCGGCUGCCGCUGCAAGAACUCCAACACUGUCUAUUGCAAACUGGAGCGCUGGUCCCACCAGGCCCAGGAAAAGCCUUCCUGAUCCUGUGUGUGUGUGUGUGGGUAGAGGGGCGGGCAGUCGUUCCCCUGUGUGGUUUUGACAAUAAUAAUGAUGAUGACCAUAAUAGUCACUAUUACUAUUGAUGUUUAUCAAACAUUUUAAGCACCUCCCACCCACUUCCUUUUCUCCUGAUAGGAGUAAAGCAUGGAAUAUGAAAACCACUCAAUUCUUCUUUUUUUUUCUCCUUCCUUUUUGCAACAGGACCAUGUUUUUACAGACCAGUGUUUGUCUUCAAUGGUUGUUGUUUUUUUGUCUCUCUUCAGCUACUUAUUAACACUCUUUUAGAAAUAAUUUUCUGUUAGCUAGGCAGUGUUUACCUGGUGCUGUAAGCUUCAAGUGAGAGCAGCCUCUUACCAAAUCUGUGAAGGACUAUCUAGCUAGGCGAUAUGUAGCUGUUACCACGUGUUCAUAGCAAACAAGGAUUGUUAGAAUUCCCAGUUGCUACCCCACUCAGACCAUGGCUAGCUGGGUUUCUGUGCUCGGGUUGCAUUGUGGAAAGCACAUCCAUCUCAUAGUAUUCUGUUGGAUAUGCUUCUCCCCCUUCCCCACUCAUCAUUCACACACAUUGUGGCAUUUUUCCCCUUGUUUUUGUUUUGUAAAUUGUAUGCUCAAAUCCAUAAGAGUGAUCUGGCUUUAAAAAAAGAAAAGAAAAGGAAAAUGUCUUUUUUUGUUUUUGUAAAAAUAUUUAUUAUGUGAAGCUCUAUUAUUUUAUGAUAUUUAUUGCAAAAGACAGUCUUAAAUUUACUCAUGUCUGAAUAUAACAAUAUCAAUACUUACUGAAAAAUGAAAGGGUGGCACAAAAGAAUAAACUAUGUUAACUUUAAUGCAGAAAAUAUA